This is a messenger RNA of Anguilla rostrata (American eel), 2354 nucleotides long. RefSeq names its product BICD family like cargo adaptor 2 (gene bicdl2). The record is from RefSeq and is a predicted model, not a curated record. Gene Ontology annotation, biological process: vesicle transport along microtubule; Golgi to secretory granule transport. The transcript is spliced from 10 exons. Bases 409 to 1788 code for a protein of 459 amino acids. NCBI's taxonomy places the organism in Eukaryota, Metazoa, Chordata, Actinopteri, Anguilliformes, Anguillidae.
CAGGCGCACCUGUGAAUCACCUGUUCUGUAGAAGUGCAUCUAUUCCCCAGACACUCCCUGACGCGAAACCGGGAUUGAGAGAAUUCCUCCCGGAGAGGGCGGGACCUGCGCAACGGGCUGACAACCAGCCGCUGGUAGAGCAGCUAGCAGAAUAUCGCCGUCAGUAGGCUACACACACAAGAGCUGCCCCCGGAACUGCUCAGGGUGGACCUCAGCAGUGAAAUUCACAUGUCACGCUCACCCAAGGUGCACCUAAGGAACCCCCUACUAUUGCUUUUGCUUGGACACCUGGGCACCAAGGCUGCUGAAUAAAUCUUGGGCAGCAAACAGAAGAGCAGCUUGUCAAUCACAGAAGGAUUGGUGAGUGGGUGGGGCUUGGAGGAGUGGGGAGGGGCCGCAGGAUGUGCCAUGUCCUCAGAUAUGUGGAGAAGCUCAGACACAGGAAGUGACAUUGGGGAGAUGAUUUCCCCCAGGAAGGACAGCCUCCCCUCCCCAAACCUGGAGGACUCCUUCUUCCCUUUUUCCACGUCCUCCCAGCAAAGGGGACCCCGGAUGUCCCCCGUGGCCGAGACGGACCCCUCGGACGGGCCCCAGGAUGACUCCAGCUCCCUGCUGCUGGAGCAGGACUUGAUCCUGGCCGCCGAGCUGGGCCGAGCCCUCCUGGAGCGGAACGAGGAGCUGACAGCGCAGCUGGAGAAGAAGGACAAAGACAGUGAGGUCCUGGAGCAGGAGAAGCACGUUCUGCAGCGGAAGCUGGAGGUGAGGGAGCUGGAAAGCGGUCAGCGGGAGGCAGAACUACAGGCCGACAUCACCGCGCUCCGAGAGCAGCUGGAUAAACAGCGCAACCAGGGCCGGGAUCGCAGGCGGGAGGAGAGCGAGCAGCUAACCCAGCUGUCCAAUCACAACCAAAAGCUGGUGGAGCAGCUGGCUGAGGCAGUGGCUCUGGAGCACACUCUCCGCUCAGAGUUGCGCACUCUCAGGGAAGAUAUGGACGACAGGAGCCUCAGCAACUCCAUCAGCUCCGCCAGAAUGGAGAGUCUAAUGGCAGAGAACAGACUGCUUCAGGAACGAUACGGACGUGCUGAGGAGCGGCUGAGGUCUGCGCAGGAGGACGGCUCCAGGCUGCGGGCAGAGAGGGAUGGGCUGAGGCAGAGAGUGACAGAGCUGCAGACCAAUCUGGAGGAGAGAGAAGGAGAGCUGGACCAGGAGCGCAGCACGGUGUUCCAGCUGCGUACGCUCACCCACUCUCUGAAGCAGAGGGUCCAGGCCCUGGGGGAGGAGGCCAGCCUGAGUGAGACCACCUGCUUCCCGCUGUCCCUGCAGUGUGAGAUUCAGCAGACCCAGGCAAAGGAGGCUAUUCAAGUUCAUUCCGAACUCCUACAAGAGAAGGAGAGUGAAAUUCAGAAGCUCAAGGAAGAGCUUCAGUCCCGAGAAGGGGAGCUGCAGUCUUUAAAAGAAGAUUUGCAGGCUUUCAGGCACUCUCCUGGACAGCCCAGCUACAGCUUCCUGGAGGCGGAGCUGGCGAAGGUGCGUCAGGAACGCGAUUCACUCACCCAACAGCUCAUGAACACUAUCAAACACAAGGUGGCACUGUCUCAGGAGGUGGAUGCCUGGCAGGAGGACAUGAGGCUAGUGAUCUGCCAGCAGGUGGAGGAGAGGGAGAAAGAGCGAGUGAGGAAGACCACUCUGCAGCGGGGCACUGUCACCAGCCGUUCGCUGCGCAUGCGAGGAGAGGAAGAAAGGCCAAGGAAAGGGGGAUUCUUCUCCUCCUUCUUCAGCAAGGAAUGACGCGCUGCUGUAAUGGGGCUAAUGCAACUGCUAAGGCUAAAGUCUAAAACUAAGGAUAAAGCCUGGAUUCUAGCCAUUAAACUAUUGCACUUUGUCCAUAUCCCUCCAGCUAAGCCAUUGUUACUGUAUAUAUAUAUAUAUAUAUAUAAAUAUAUAUAUAUUCUGUUACUUAAACAAACGUGGAACUUUGGCAGCUGCUGAAGUUCAGAAAGACAUUGUUGCAUAGCUGACUAAUUAAAAUGGCAUAUUUGCUUUAAUGUGGUAUUUGAAGCUAAGCAUAACUGAAGUGCCAGAAGAACAUGCACUUCCUGCCCAGGAUGAGUUGGGGUUUUUUGGAGAUCUACCCCCUCCACUCUCCUCCUUUCCCAUGCCAACCUUGACCCACCCACCAACACCGGCAGCUUUUGUACAAUGUCAAAACAACGUUUGCUUACCAAGAAUUGUAAAUAGUCAAAUAAAUUAAAGGUAUAAGAGAGAGUUAUGAAAUUAUAUUACAUUUUGUACAUGUAAAAAUCCUGGUGGUCUGGCAAACCUGGAAGUCAAACAAUUAAAUCAUUUUUAUGAUA